AUGGAAGUGUUUAGCUUUGAGAAAAAGAUUAAGCAUUACAGCAGCUAUCAGAAGAUACUCUUAGCCGGAGAAGGAGACUUCUCUUUUUCUGUUUGCUUAGCUAGAGCUUUUGGCUUGGCUGUCAACAUGGUUGCGACUUCUCUCGACUCCAGAGAGUCUUUGAUGCUGAAUUAUUCAAAAGCUAUGAGCAAUGUGAAGGAGUUAGAGGCCAGGGGAUGCAAAGUAUUGCAUGAGGUGGAUGUCCACAGCAUGAGCCAACACCCUUUCUUGAUUAGGGUACGCUUUGAUCGCAUAAUCUAUAAUUUUCCUCACGCCGGUUUCUUUUCUUCUGAACGCAACAGGUUACAAAUUUGGUUUCAUCAGGAUUUGGUCAGGGGAUUCCUCAAGAAUGCAUGCGAAAUGCUGACUGCGAUAGGAGAAAUUCAUGUGACACACAAGACAACAUUUCCUUUCACUGAAUGGAAAAUAGUGGAGUUAGCAAAAGAGGUUGGGUUAUAUCUGGUUGAUGAAGAACAGUUCUCACUAUUGGAUUAUCCAGGUUACGAAAAUAAGAGAGGAGCUGGGAUGUGUGAUAAAACUUUUCAUGUUGGAAUGUCUAGCACCUUCAAAUUUGCCAAGCUGUUGUACAGUUCUACCACUUCAUGGUCUGGAUGUUCUGGAAUUGAUGUUCCUCACAUGCAACGGUUGCAUCAGCAUUUUGUGAUGGGAUACUUGAAUAGUUCCAGUGAGAUGCACAGGGCUUCGUAUCCUUUCAGUGACAGGGAAAUGGAGAAGUUAACAAAAGAGGUUGGCUUGUUUUUGGUUAAAGAAGAAGAGUUCUCACCAUGGGACUGUUCAUGUGCUGCUUCCAGUUUCCACCCUGGUACUUUAACCAUUAGUUUAUGGUCAGUUGACAUAGUAGAUAUGGCUUGCACUCAUUUAGAGAGCUUGGAAAAGAAGAAGCCAAAGCAUGGCCACAAGAAUUUGAGACCUCCAUAA
This is a messenger RNA of Prunus armeniaca (apricot), 978 nucleotides long. Lineage: Eukaryota; Viridiplantae; Streptophyta; Magnoliopsida; Rosales; Rosaceae. The record is from the annotation of a GenBank genome assembly.